AGAGCGGUGUACGAGCAGGACCUAUAUCACACGCACAGUCUCAGCUCAUCUGAUAUUUACAGGCUGCUCCCUGUGAGCCUGGCAUCCAGCCCAGCUGAGCCCUGAGUGCCUGGCCAUGAUUGUUUUUAUUGUUGUUGGCCAUGGUGACCUCAGUUCCUGGUCCUGGGGAUCCUGGAAUCCUGCUUGCGUGCUGGGGACAGAAGGAAAGUGAGCCCUGGGGUGUGGGAGGGCAGAGGUGAGGCCAAAGUUCCCUCCCCGCCCCCACCCAUCUGCCCGGGAGCCACUGUCAGCGCAGUUCUGGGGAGUUUGCCACAGAGCAGGAGGGACGGACGGGAGGGCAGCUGGUGGGCUGCGGCUGGAGUGACCAGCUGUCUGUGGAAGGAGCCAAGGAGACAGACGGCCUGGCACCCUGGAGCCAGGGCCGGGGACCCAUGGGGCCUGCUGACUCCCGGAGCCACCCGUGGAGGGGAAUCCUGCUCUCAGCCUCACUUCUGACAGCGUGGAGUCCUCCCGCGGCAGCCCAGCUCACCCCCAGUGCCAUCCUGCCUGACACCACCUCAAAAUCCCCGGACAAGCCCACCAUCUCAGUCACUCAGAGCACAGCCACAGAGUACAAGGACAGGGUGACUUUCUACUGUGACACCACGGAACUCCACGUCACCAUCCGCUGGGUCUUCCAGAAUCAGUCCCUGGUGUUGAACGAGCGCAUGCAGCUGUCCACGGAUGGCAAGACGAUCACCAUCCUCACGGUCCAGCGGGAAGACUCUGGGACUUACCAGUGUGAAGCCUGGGAUGCCCUUGAGUUCCAGAGCAGCGAUGCCAUCUUCCUGGAGGUCAACUAUGGUCCCGACCUUAUCGAAAUCAAGUUGGAUUCAGGUAUUCCCAGCGGGGAGGUGGUCGAGGUUCUAGAAGGCUCCACCGUGAACUUCCAGGCGGAAGCGCAGUCCCACCCAGACCCUACCUAUUCCUGGAUUUUCCCCAACAAUUCCAUCCUGUCUUCCACCACGGGGACACUGACCAUCGACGCCGUGUCCAGGGAGCACGAGGGCAUGUUCAGGUGCUUGGUGUACAACAGUGCCACCCUCCUGACCCGCCUGGGUGCUCUUCGAGUCCACGUCCUGGAAAACCUGACCAAGCCUCAGGUGGAGGCCCCGAGCCUGGACCUCGUGGAGACCGUCGGCCCCGUGAACCUGACCUGCCAGACCGCCCAUCAGAGGGUGGCGGUCCAGUGGUUCGUGAGUGAUCAGCCCCUCCUGCCCAGCGAGCACCUGGCCCUGUCAGAUGACAACAUGACCCUGGUCAUCCACAGCCCCCGGCGGGAUGACAUGGGGCCCUACUCAUGUGAGAUCUGGCACUGGGGCAGCCGGGCUCGCAGUGACCCCCUCACACUGACCAUCAACUAUGGCCCUGACGGAGUGGAAAUCACCAGCGGGUCUCCGCCUGCUGUGGUGGGCACCGUCCAGGGGAAGCUCAACUCCAGCCUGACCCUGCAGUGCCGGGCCGCGUCCCAGCCAGAGGCGGAAUACCGCUGGGUCCUGGAACACCACUCGGGGGUGUACACGGGGGAGCAGCUGGUCAUCAGGGCUCUGACCCGGGAGCACGAGGGCAUCUGCAGCUGCACAGCCUCGAACUCUCUGACUGGCCUGGCCCGCUCUGCCUCUGUGCUGAUCCAAGUAGAUCCGGAGUCCUCCCUGUCUGCAGGGGCCAUCGCUGGCAUUGUUAUUGGGAUCCUGGUUGCCAUUGCUCUGGUCAUAGGCCUGGGCUAUUUCUUCUACAGCAGAAAAGCCAGAUGGCCCUCAAAGGGAUCAGCGGAUGGCCCCAGCCCCGAGGCCACACCACCCACCUCCGCGCGGGAGCAGGCGACACGGCCCAGUUUCGACAAACCAAGGCCUGUGUAUGACAAUAUACCCGAGCCCCAGGGACAGAUCGGAGUCAAAAAGAAGGUGCCAUCAGGUCUCCCAGAGCAGUUCUAUGAGAAGGAGCCACCUUCAGCAACCCCCAGGGACCAGUCUCCCAGCCCCAGGAAGCCACCACCCAAACUUCCGAUGCACGCAUUGGUCCCUCCCCUAUCAACAGAAGACACAGACGACAGCUAUGAGACACUUGUGAAUCCGGAGCCCGACAUUUACUGCCGAAUCAACCCGUCGGUCUAACGGAAGCAGACCUCUUUUCUUCAGAAGUCCUGGAGAAACCACCCUCACUCAUGCCUUCAGUGACCUCAGGGACACCUUGAUACAACGUCGAGCCCAGCCAUCCCCGUCACCUCUGCAGACCUUGCAAUGUUCCACUCCAGUGUGUGGGUCGGGCCUCGGAACCUGGCCCUCACCAAAUCUCAGGCUUUGGACUCAUGUUUUCCUAAAAGCCUCAGGGACAGGGGAAGGUGACGGCCCUGGAACUGGAAGUGGAGGGCCGGGCUCGAGGCUCAGCAGCUGCGGGUACCACGGUUGGCUCUUGAGGCUGAGCCAACGCUGUUGGUGAACCCAGCAGCAGGGGAGCAGCAUGAGCCCACGGCAGCCAGGGAUGUGAGGGGACAUCUGCAAGGGCUGGACAGGCGGUGGCCUUUCGAAUCAUUAUAGAGGAUCAGGACAAGGAGCUCUUAGGAAAUGACGGGAAGAAAACGUGGAGUGAAACAAGGGAUUGAGGCUCCUGGGGGAGGGGGAGGGGAGGCAGGAGAUUCUGAGAUUUCUUAGGGGUGCAGGGACGGAGAGGGUGAGGGGGAGACGAGUGAGGAGGGGAGGAGAAUUCUGAACUUUGUUGCCAGAGCAACUGCGUGACGGGCAGGUCACUGGGGAGGGUCAAUGUGGGACAGGGAGGGAAGAGAAAGCUUGGAUCAGCUAAAUUGAGAAUCAGGGAAUCAAAUAGGCGAUGGUUCCUGAAAGUCUGGGGCGAUCAGGGCUGGAGACACACAUCGAGAGUUGUCAGUAGGAUCUAAACUUAUGGGGUCCCUAAAAACACCUAAAGGGAUUCAGAGGACCCAGUUCUUAUGCCCCUGGUUGCAGCUUUUACAGAAAAAGGAUAGAGAGAGAAAUCAGCAAAGGGGAAAGGCACAGAGGACCCCGUGCACAGAUUUCCAAGUGUUUGUGGUCACUGGAGUCACGUGGGAAUGCCCAGCAAGAUGUGUGACAACAUGUGGUAAGCGUUGGCCACCAGGGAGGCUCACCCAAACCUGGGCCAAGUCCCAUCAGCACCUGUGCCUGGGUGACUGGCCAUCACAGUCUUCACAUGCAGUCCCUUGACAGACCUGCAAGGCGGAGCUCCAGGGCUCAGCAGGCAAGACACCCUGACCAGGUAGAACCCGGCAGGGCCAGUGCUCAGGAGCCGGCCACAGGCUGAUGGUGAACACGGCCUUCCUUGGGAAUGCGCAGGCCUGGUACAUUACGCCAGAGAGACGGGAGGAAGACAAGAGGAUCGGCUGGCGGCUGAGUCGAGGUCCAUUCAAGGCUGUAGGAGAGAUCAGCUAAAGGACUGGGGAGGAAGAAAACCAAGAAUGUGAAGUCUUGGAAAUUAAGAAGGCGUUCCCUGAGUGGGUUGUUAAUCUUUGGAGCUGUAAGACUUUAAUAAUAAUAUUAAUUCAGAUUAAAAACCUCAUUAUUAGAUGUGAUUCGGAA
This is a messenger RNA of Marmota monax (woodchuck), 3608 nucleotides long. It is a transcript of the gene Ceacam20, whose product is annotated as CEA cell adhesion molecule 20. Gene Ontology annotation, cellular component: cell surface. The record is from RefSeq and is a predicted model, not a curated record. The transcript is spliced from 12 exons. Gene Ontology annotation, biological process: heterophilic cell-cell adhesion. The coding region runs from base 432 to 2153 and encodes 573 amino acids. Lineage: Eukaryota; Metazoa; Chordata; Mammalia; Rodentia; Sciuridae.